CUGUGCUAUGAGGUGAAGUUGGGGAACGGGUUGCAGUGUGUGUGUGUGUGUGUGUGUGAAGAGAGAGAGGGAGAGGUUGUGUUCCGACAGGUGUCUCAAAACAGAAUGAAUUCAGAUGUUCGACGUACCGUAUAUUGAAUAUGUUGUUUACGAUUUCUACUCAGGCGAUCGUUGUCUGUAGAGGGCAGGUGUUUUGCAGCACAAGUGUUCAGUGUACUGUACAUGUCUAAUAAAACAACGUGACAGCUGUACAUAACCUACCUUAAACCUGAUCAUUGUAAUUGGGUGAUCAUUGUACAACUCAAACAUUCACUGUACAACCCAAGCGUUCACUGUACAACUCAAGCGUUCACUGUACAACUCAAGCGUUCACUGUACAACUCAAGCGUUCACUGUACAACCCAAGCGUUCACUGUACAACUCAAGCGUUCACUGUACAACUCAAGCGUUCACUGUACAACUCAAGCCUUCACUGUACAACUUAAGCGUUCACUGUACAACUCAAGCGUUCACUGUACAACUCAAGAUGCUCAAGAUGAUGUUCUUCUGUGCGCUGCUAACGGCUGGGGUCCUUGUGGUCAGCUCAUUAACAGGUGAGAAUAAGAACGCUAGCACCUGGUCGUUCAACCCCUCACUCCUUCCCACUGGGGCCAAUACGUCCUCUCCUGCCUCACGGACAGCGAUACAGCACCCAAACCACCCCACAGGAAGCAGGCAAUUCCAGAGAGAGUCGAAAGUGAACGUGGCGGUGUUGACCAACAUCUCCGGAACCAUCAGUAUCCAGAGCAAUACCUCCAGCGAGUAUCUGCCUGGAGGGGAGUGGCUCUGGAUCAUCGACCUGGGCUCUGACGAUGAGUACUCCAUUGACCUUAACGUGACCUACCUCGACUUGCGCUCUACCCACGUCAUCCACGACAAAAACGCCAGCGGUCACUCGUACACUACGGGGGAUUUCAUGAUGGUGGGGGCAGGAGACUCUCUGCUGUCAGGGAGCCAAGAGGUGUUCUUCUACGGGUUGAGGAAGAGGCUCAAGAGCGUCCACAUCUUAGGUCCUGUCGGGCAUGUGUACCUCCGUACCCACCUGCUACCCGACCUUGACCCUCACGCUGUUUACGGCUUCCAACUCGACUACACCCGUACUGGUGAGGUAAGUACAGUUCCCACUGGCUCCACCACCACCACCCUCCCCAUCCCUCCUGACGUCUACAAUGUCAGCGCCUGGGUCGCCCUCAACGGUCUCACUCCUGAAGAAGGGUGGAAGGAGACGUACCAGCUCCGGGUGAGGGAGGCAGUGGCUGGCAUGACCUCAGAGUAUGUCGCUAAGGAACAACUCCAGCUGACGGAGGACAUCACGUGGAGGAGUGUGAUGGUGCUAGACGUAAAGACCUGCCACCCCCAGUACUGCUGGAGCCGGUGCGUGGCCUACAACAUCUCCCUCCACGCCUUCCUCGCCGACACCGACGAGAGGGUCUUCACCAGUUCCCUUCUCACCACGAUCUUCGCCACCACCUCCAACCACCACUACUGGACAAACAUGCCGGAGUCUUGUCAGGUGUGCAAGGAGAGCUCGUUGAUGGUGUUGAAGGAGGUCAACUCGUGGGGUAUGAUCAUAGGGGUGUUGGCGCUGGCCUCCGCUAUAACACUCGUCGCCUGUAUUGCUCAACGGAAGAUAGACUAUGGAUUACGCCGGAAAGAGUUCCUGAAGAGACAGCGGGAGAUUGAGGAGGAGAGGAGAAGGAGGUCAUCGGGAGAGCUGUCAACACUAGGUCUGGGAGGUUCCCUGGCCUCCAGGACCUCUCGCCGCCAUUCCCUCCCCUUCCCUAUGAAGAGGACCGACUCUCAAACUAAUGACGAUGACGUUGACGAUGACCCUAUGUACUAUGAUGACUACCAAGAGUACGAGCCAGAUCUCAUCAUCCUGCCAGGAGUAACUAACGAGGAAGUCAAAACGAAGAAUCCGGUGAAAGGCUACACGAACUCGGCCUUCGAGGACGUCCCACUCUCCCUCGACUCAGACAGCGAGGAUCCAGAUGCCAUCAACUUCCAGCAGUCGUCCAGGACAACUAGGAUCGCCACGGUUGAUAUCCAUGCUCACACCACCACGGAGUCGGCCCUCUGAGUCGGCCCUCUCAGUCAGCUACCUACCUACUCACGCCAGGUCGCCAGGCCAAAGCAUUUAUUUUAUUGAUUGCCUUUGUUUUCAGAUGAUUUAACGUUGAAUAUCAUAAUCAUUUACUCAUCUUCUAUCUGUACCAACCGUUCAUUCCUCACCUUGAUUUAACUGUUGAGAAGUUGCUGUGAAGUGAGGUGGGGGUUUCAACAUCCUGUGAUCACCACAGCCACAGUUGGAAGAUGCGAGUGUUGACGGACCACAGACACACACACCAACCAGUGACACAGAAGUGCUCUGAAAUGAUCAACAGUUAUUUCUUUGCCAAUCUGUCACACUGUGUUUACUUGUUACUGCAGAACUUGAGUCUGAGAAAUCAUUUACCUAUGGAGCUAAUACUUAAGAACUAUACCUGUUGACCCGCCAUCAUUACGGGUUAGGUUGAGUC
Molecule: messenger RNA, 2558 nt
Organism: Homarus americanus (American lobster)
Lineage: Eukaryota; Metazoa; Arthropoda; Malacostraca; Decapoda; Nephropidae
Exons: 12
Coding region: 527-2119 (530 amino acids)
Source: RefSeq, a predicted model, not a curated record